This is a messenger RNA of Chenopodium quinoa (quinoa), 3555 nucleotides long. RefSeq lists its product as uncharacterized. The record is from RefSeq and is a predicted model, not a curated record. Gene Ontology annotation, molecular function: RNA-DNA hybrid ribonuclease activity; nucleic acid binding. NCBI's taxonomy places the organism in Eukaryota, Viridiplantae, Streptophyta, Magnoliopsida, Caryophyllales, Amaranthaceae. The coding region runs from base 1 to 3555 and encodes 1184 amino acids. The transcript has 5 exons.
AUGGUUUCUGUGGAUAAUGUUGUGCUCAGUUUAGCAUCUAUUCCUUUUUUGGGUUGUUGUGGUGUAGAUGCUGUAGGAUUAAGUGGUGGUUUGUUCAUUUUUUGGCUUGCUCCUUUUAGUGUAGUUCUAGUGUUUAUAUCUCCAAACUUUGUAGUUUGUAAAAUAGAGGUUGGUGAUGUGAUAAAAUUUGUGAUCUUUGUGUACGGGGCACCUCAUGUAGCAGAUAGAUCAGAUCGGUUGAAUUUGGGGUUAGUGACUGUUCCUUUUUCUGGACCUUCUUAUACUUGGACAAACAAUAGAAUAGAGGUGGACCCGACUUUUGAAAGAUUAGAUAAGGCAUAUGCAACUCAGGAUUGGUUUAUUGAUUAUCCGGACUCCAUUGUUCAUCAUCAACCGAUUCUAUUUUCGGAUCACACAACUAUUAUCUUUUCAGACUCGUUACCUCAAGAUUCUGUUCGGCGACCUUAUAGAAUCGAAAACUGGUGCUUAUCUGCUCAGGAUACUUCUAGGAUUAUUAAGGACGGCUGUCGUUUAGAAUUUACAGGAUCUCCGUGUUUUACCUUAUCUCGCAGGCUUGUUGUUAUUCGCAGGCGACUUAAAGACUGGUGCCUUAGCCACAAGAAAUCUUGGGGUAUAAACUGGAAAGCUUUAUGUUCUGAUUUGUCUUCUUCUUCUACUCAAUUACAAUCCCCAGUGGCGCGAGAUGCUGGAGGGGAGUCACACUCCAAAUUACUGUUUUCGGUGGUCCAAGCUCGUCGUCGUCGUAAUCUGAUUGUCAGUUUGAAGAAUGAUGCUGGUAUUUGGGUUUCGGAUUCUCUUGGGCUUCGCUCUCUUAUUCAGGCCUUUUACUCUGAUCUAUAUUCUCAUGUAUCUCCAUUUGGGAGUGACCCUCCUUUUUCUUGGGAUCACCUUGGCCUCCCGACGCUAUCCUCGUCUCAAAAGGACAUGUUAAUGGCCCCGUUCUCGCCUUCUGAGAUUAAAGCUGCAAUGUUUCAUAUUUCUAACGACAAAUCUCCUGGGCCUGAUGGCUUUACUUCGGCUUUUUUCAAUACUCAUUGGGAUCAUACUGGGCAUUUGGUUAUCUCGGCAGUUCAAUACUUUUUUGCUCAUGCAAAAUGCAUUACUGGCCGUCUGCGAGGGGUUCUUCCAUCUCUUAUUUCAGGGUUCCAGAAUGCCUUUGUGCCGGGUCGCCUAAUUUCUGAUAAUGCUUUGGUAGCUCACGAGCUUCUAUCCUUUAUGAAUGCUUCUAAAGCUCGGAAACGUUUUUAUGCGGCUCUAAAGUUGGAUAUGAAUAAAGCUUAUGAUAGAGUGCGCUGGGAUUUUUUAAGUCAGGUUUUACGGGCCUUUGGUUUUCCGCCUUAUUCGGUUCAUAUUAUUGAGCAGUGUGUUACAACUGUCUCGUACCAGGUUCUUGUGAAUGGGAGUCUUACACCGUCCUUUCGACCACAAUGUUGUCUUAGACAAGGUGAUCCUCUGUCACCAUAUCUAUUUGUUUUGUGUAUGGAGGUGUUGUCGACCUCUCUUAGGCGGGCGGAAGAACAGGCUUUGUUUUCUGGUAUUCGUGUGUCUAGGGGCGGACCUUCGAUUUCCCAUCUGUUCUUUGCAGAUGAUUCGCUGUUAUUUUUCCAACUUUCGCCCCAAGCGUGUGACAAUGUCAUGGCCAUUCUUUCGGAUUUUUGCUCUGCUUCGGGUCAGAUGAUUAAUCUUCAGAAGUCCUUUGUCAAGUUCAGCCCAAAUACCCCUCAAGACUACCGUGAUUUUUUAGCUCGCAGUCUUCGACUACAAUCGAAGGCUUCUUUUGGUACUCAUCUAGGUCUUCCUGUUGACCUUGGAAGGAGUAAAGUCGCGGAAUUCAGGUUUCUAAUUGACAAGGUUGCUAGCCGGUUGUCUGCUUUUGCUUCUCUUCGCUUGUUAGCAGCAGCGAAACUGGCUAUCAUAAAUUCGGUUUUGAUAGCAUCGUUUAAUCAUAUCUUGUCGGUUUUCAAGAUUCCGUCUUCUGUAGCUUCUCAACUUGAUAGCAUGCUUGCCAACUUUUGGUGGAGAUCGUCUGGUUCUCGGAAGGGUUUGGCGUUGCGCUCAGUGUCUCUUCUUCAUUUACCAAAAGGUUUGGGGGGUUUGGGUGUGCGCAACAUUGCUUGCUUUAAUUCAGCUAUCCUUGCUGGUACAGGGUGGAGGAUGAUUCGAAAUCCUCAACUUUUGGUUUCUAGACUCAUGUUUUUGAAGUACCCCUCUCUGCCAGUCAAUCUGGGAGCUCGGAUUUCUCGCCCCUCUUGGGGCUGUCGUGGGUUGCAGAUGGCUCUUUCGGCUGUUUCUUCUGGUGUACGUUGGAAAGUGGGUAGAGGUGACAAGUCGGAUCUUCCGACUCAUGUGUCUGGUAUAAUUGAUCCGCGUUCUAACGCGUGGGACUCCUCGAGAGUCCAUCGGUUUUUUGAUAGUCCAACUGCCGUCAGGAUCCUUAGUUUGGAUCGUCCGCAGGAGCUUAUGGAUGAUUUUGUAUAUUGGAAAUUUACCAAGGAUGGCUCCUUUUCUACGAAGUCUGCCUAUGCUCUCUUACUUCAUCAGACUAUCAGGUGUCCUCCUUUGGGGUCCUUGCCUAUUCCCUGGUGGAAGAAAUUUUGGGCGCUCCCCCUUCUUCCUAAAUGGAAGAUCUUUGGCUGGAAAAUAAUUCAUGCUGGUAUUCCGGUUGCCUCAGCUCUAGCUGUUCGCGGCGUUUCCGUGGAUUCGACUUGCUGCUUUUGUCGAAGGGAGCAGGAGACGAUCAACCAUUUGUUUCGAGACUGUGAUUUCGUUACUCCUUUAUGGGUUCGCAGCUCGUUUCAUUUCAAUAGUCAGGGUCUUCUUCAUCUUCCCUUUCUCCAAUGGUUUUCUGUUAUGGUCUCGUUGUUAGCGGCUGCUAAGGAUUGGGAGAACUUGGUGCAAUUUUUCUCCCUUCUUUGGUCUAUAUGGUUGUCCCGUAAUAAUGUACGUUUUCGGCAACAAGCUGUCUCUCCGGAUGAUGUUUUGCUUCUUGCUUCUCAGUGGAAUGUGCGAGGGAGGCAGGCUCAGGAUUCUCACCUUCCUUCUUCUACUUUGGGUCCUAGCCCUAGGCCUGUUGGUUCGGGAUUUGCUGCCACUCUUGCUGGGGACCCUACGUCGGGGUUUAAUAUUUGUUUGAUUUGCGACGGGUCUUGGUCAUCCUCGGAUAAUUCGGCAGGUGCUGGUUGGGUUCUUCGUGAUUGUGGUUCUCCUUCAGUCCGAGGAGGAGGGGCUCGUGCUUCUCUCUCUUCUUCAGCCUUACAGUCUGAGUUACAAGCUUGUUUUUGGGGGUUACGCAAUGCUUUUUCUCGUGGUUUUCGUAGGAUUCUUAUUUACUCGGACUGUGAGCCUCUGUGUCGGAUGUUAGGCCAACAACAGAAAGAUGAGGUUUCUUUAUACUGGUUACUUCGGGAUACUCGGGUUCUUUUGUCUACCUGUGCGGCUUGUAAAAUUCUUAAGGUUCCUAGGGAAUGGGUGUCUCCUGUACACUGGUUGGCUGGAAAGGCUCGUGCUCGGGAGUGUUUUUUUUGGUAUUUUUAG